CCUACAUUCUUAAAUGUAAAGCUUUCAAGAGACUCAAAACAAUUACUUGUUUAUUAUUGUGACUGUAAUAGAAUUUCUGAUAACUCAGUGUUUUUAGGACUAAAGAGUCUAAUGCGGUCAACUCAGAAGCUGCCAGCCACAGUCGAUUUAUGUAAUCCACAUUUUAUAUUGCAACAAAAGAAAAUCCUUCAAUUCAGCUUUUCAUCGACGUCCACUGCCUCGUGGGGGUGCGUGAGGACAUCUGUUCCUGCCAAGGCUAAACUCCAGCGUCCAAUCCCUGAUCCCACACCUCUCCCGUGGACCUUUAAAAAGCCGCUGCGCGCCACGCAUCAGUGCGCAUUCGCUCCAGUCUGCGAACACCUCCACUUCUCCAAGACACUCCUGGUUUCAACUCGGUGGCACGUAUUCAGCCUUUGAGAUGUCUCUUCAAAGCAAUAUUCUGCACCUGGCCCGCAAGAGUCUGCUGCAGGAUUCAUGCAAGCAGUUUCUCCUCCAAACCCACGGGCUGCACAAGUCCGUGGCGAAGGGCUCCCUGGAGAUCGCGGCGCACAGUCAGGAGGAUCUGAAGGAGGAGAACAUGGUACGCCCCGUCGCUGAGGAGCAGACGGUAGCGAGAGUGAAGACCCUCCAUGAGAUGCCCGGACCCAGCACCAUGUCGAACCUCAUUGAGUUCUUCUACCGGGAUGGGUUCAGCCGCAUCCACGAGAUCCAGUUGGAGCAUUCUCAGAAGUAUGGGAAGAUCUUCAAAUCUCGAUUUGGACCUCAGCUGGUGGUGUCCAUUGCUGACAGAGACAUGGUGGCACAUGUUCUCAGGACUGAAGGUGAGACUCCUCAGAGGGGUAACAUGGAGUCCUGGAAGGAGUACAGAGAUUUGAGAGGAAGAUCUACUGGACUCAUCUCAGCUGAGGGUGAUGAAUGGCUGAAGAUGCGCAGUGUUCUGCGGCAGCUGGUUAUGCGGCCCAGAGAUGUGGCUGUUUUCUCCCCUGACGUCAACGCUGUGGUGGCCGACCUGGUGGAGAGAGUGAAGACACUGCGUAGCCAGCAGGACGACAGACAGACUGUCCUUAACAUCAAUGACCUGUUCUUCAAAUAUGCCAUGGAAGGUGUUGCAACCAUUUUGUAUGAAACCCGCCUGGGCUGCUUGGAAAAUGAAAUUCCCAAGAUGAGUCAGGAGUACAUUGCUGCACUGCACCUCAUGUUCAGCUCUUUCAAGACCACCAUGUACGCCGGGGCCAUUCCCAAAUGGCUGCGCCCCAUCAUUCCCAAACCUUGGGAGGAAUUCUGCAGCUCAUGGGACGGCCUCUUCAAAUUCAGCCAGAUCCACGUGGACAAGAGACUUUCAGAGAUCAAAAAGAAGAUGAAGAAAGGUGAAGAGAUUAAAGGAGGGUUGCUGACUCACAUGCUGGUCACCAGAGAGAUGAAUCUGGAAGAGAUCUACGCAAACAUGACAGAAAUGCUUCUGGCUGGUGUGGAUACGACCUCUUUCACACUGUCAUGGAGCACAUACCUUUUAGCAAGACAUCCCAUAAUACAGAAGGACAUUUUUGAGGAAGUCGACCGAGUGCUGGGUGGGCGUGUCCCAACCGGAGAGGAUGUUGCUCAUUUGCCCCUUAUUAGAGGGCUUGUUAAAGAGACUCUCAGGCUUUUCCCUGUUUUGCCUGGAAAUGGACGCGUUACACAGGAGGAUCUGAUUGUUGGAGGUUAUUUCAUCCCUAAAGGGACUCAAUUGGCUCUGUGCCAUUACUCCACCUCUAUGGAUGAAGAGAAAUUCCCUCGUCCCGGAGAGUUCCGUCCAGAUCGUUGGAUUCGCAAGGAUGCCUCUGACCGUGUCGAUAACUUUGGCUCCAUCCCGUUUGGCUACGGCAUCCGCAGCUGCAUCGGGAGGAGAAUAGCCGAGCUGGAGAUGCAUCUGGCUCUUACACAGCUCCUGCAGAAGUUCCACAUUGAGGUGUCUCCCCAGACUGCUGAUGUGCAUGCUAAGACUCAUGGCCUGCUCUGUCCGGGAUCACCUAUCAACCUUAGAUUUGUGGACCGAAAGUAAUCUGCCAUUACACUGUGUGUGAAUUGAAACCAUAAUCCAUACUGUGCUUUUUGGAGUCCAAAGACUUUUAGUGUUUUUGAGUAUUAUAGUGCCUUUUCCAGCUUUUAUCCAGCGAAGAAUGUUGCUUUUAUUUAUAUGAAGUGCCUCUAAGCUUUUGUGUGAAAGCCAAUCAGAGGACCAAAUAUGUUACAAAUGUUUAGAACAGGCACUUUUUUGUAUAUUCAAAUCAAUACGAAUAACUUCAAGAAUUGCUUAAUUUACAUCACACUAUCUAUAAUUUUCUCUUGUGGCUUUUUCGUUUUCACUUAAUAAUUAAAAUGAAAUAUGGUCAAGAAGACCUUGUAUAUAGAUGUUUUACUAUUAAAUUAGCUUGAGCACUAAGCUCAUUAUUUAUUUAACAUGGUACGCUUAUGUAAGCUUAUUGACUUUUAGCUCAAAAGCAGAAAAUUCCUAAAGCAAACAUAAAGUAAAUCCUAUUACAACUACAAAGCUACUUUAGAAGACCGUGCUAAAAUCCUGUCCUGCGGACACUAAUAAUAAGAUAAGUACCGUGUGAGUAAAACACCUCAAAUCAAAGCAAUGUCAUUGUAUUGAUUUCAGUGUGGCUAUUAUUAUCUAAUUUGUUAUUCAAGAGCGAGGAUUUUUAGUUGGCCCCUUUUUAGUGGAAAACAUUUUAAUGUGAAAUGCUAAAUUGUGCCUCUUUUUUCUUUUUAGUGCAUUAGCCUCAUAGGCAACAGAUGGAUAAUGGGAACUGGUGGAAAUGAAAUAUUUUUCUUGGAUAAAAUGAAUGUUGUUUUUGAGGGUUGUGAACUUAAUGCAUUGUAUGACAUUUGGAAGUGUGAAAAUGUGUAAGUUACUGAAUUUUGUAUGAAUGAAUACAAUUUGAAGA
Carassius carassius (crucian carp) is the source of this 2930-nucleotide messenger RNA. Its product is annotated as cytochrome P450 27C1. The record is from RefSeq and is a predicted model, not a curated record. Gene Ontology annotation, molecular function: monooxygenase activity; iron ion binding; heme binding. NCBI's taxonomy places the organism in Eukaryota, Metazoa, Chordata, Actinopteri, Cypriniformes, Cyprinidae. Gene Ontology annotation, biological process: cellular response to peptide hormone stimulus; cholesterol metabolic process; C21-steroid hormone biosynthetic process. Bases 419 to 2041 code for a protein of 540 amino acids. The transcript has 9 exons. Gene Ontology annotation, cellular component: mitochondrial inner membrane.